AUGCCCAUCACAAUCCUCGCCCCGCGCGGCACGUCGUCACAUCACAAGCCCUACGCCGCCGCUGGCGCAGGAGACUCGGACUCAGACUCGGACGGCGGCGCCGAUAUCGAGGGCGACAUCUCCAUGCGCCCCGCGAAACGUUCCCACGGCGACACCUACGAGAUCGUCACCCCGGGUGAGAUCAUCACUGACGACCCCCAGUGGAUGAGAGGCCACGGAACCUACAUCACCCAAAACACAACAGACAUAGUCUCCUCCGUAGCAGGCACCGUAACCCGCACAAACAAACUCCUCUCCGUCCGGCCCCUCCGCGCCCGCUACACCCCCGAAAUAGGCGACCUCGUCAUCGGCCGCAUCGUCGAGGUCCAAGCCAAACGCUGGCGCGUCGACGUCGGCUCCUCCCAGCUCGCCAUCCUCCAAAUCUCGGCCAUCAACCUCCCCGGCGGCAUCCUCCGCAAGCGCACCGACACGGACGAGCUCCAGAUCCGUUCCUUCUUCGCCGAGGGCGACCUCGUCGUCGCAGAGGUCCAGCAGCUCCACCAGGACGGCGCCGCGUCGCUGCACACCCGCUCCCUCAAGUAUGGCAAGCUGCGCAACGGCGUGUUCGUGGCCGUCACGGGUACCGGCGGCGGCGGCGGUGUGGUGAGGGCCAAGAGGCAGCAGUGGGUCAUGGACGCGGCGCGGGGCGCGGCAAAAGUUCACGUCACGUUGGGGGUCAACGGCUUCAUCUGGAUUAGCAAGCACGUCGAGAGCGACGGAGCCGGCGCCGAGAGCGUGGGGCUGAAUCGUAUGGAGGAGAGCGUCAGCGCGAAUGUCUACUCGAGCCAGAACGACAAGAUUGACGACGAGACGAUGCGCGAGGUCGCGCGGAUACGGAGCGUCAUUCUGGCGCUGGUGGAGAAUGGGCUGCGCGUGGACGAGGACAUGGUCGUUAGGGGCUACAAGGUGGCUGUCGAUAUGGGCCUGGAGAGCAUCGAGGACGAUAUUUACCUUGGAGGCGAGCGGGGGAAGAGGCUUGCUGAGGCUUUGCUCAGAGAAUAG
Colletotrichum phormii is the source of this 1041-nucleotide messenger RNA. RefSeq names its product exosome complex exonuclease RRP4. The record is from RefSeq and is a predicted model, not a curated record. Gene Ontology annotation, biological process: poly(A)-dependent snoRNA 3'-end processing; U4 snRNA 3'-end processing; CUT catabolic process. Bases 1 to 1041 code for a protein of 346 amino acids. Gene Ontology annotation, cellular component: cytoplasmic exosome (RNase complex); nuclear exosome (RNase complex). Gene Ontology annotation, molecular function: RNA binding. NCBI's taxonomy places the organism in Eukaryota, Fungi, Ascomycota, Sordariomycetes, Glomerellales, Glomerellaceae. The transcript is spliced from 2 exons.